Molecule: messenger RNA, 881 nt
Organism: Cucurbita maxima (winter squash)
Lineage: Eukaryota; Viridiplantae; Streptophyta; Magnoliopsida; Cucurbitales; Cucurbitaceae
Exons: 1
Coding region: 54-683 (209 amino acids)
Source: RefSeq, a predicted model, not a curated record
AGAUUGAGAGGUAACAAAGCCCUUUAAUUGUUAUACCACAUUACAGCAACCAAAUGCUGCUAAAGGAAACCAUCCUCAAAACCAGCAACCUCUUCCAUAAAACUCUUGGAAACUUCAAGUGUUUAUUCUCCAAAGGGUUUCAAAAGCUGCAGAAACCCACUUCUUUGAUCACCUUCUCUUGCAGCAAAAGAAAGCCACAACAUACCCAUCCAACAAAUCGACUCUACAUUGAUUUUUAUGAUGAAUGGCAGUCCCCACUGCAAAAAUCAGCCAAGAAAAGCAUUGACGGUGGCAGUGUGAUGACGGCCAAGCAAAACAUGAAGCAAGAAGACACAAAUGUUGCAAAACAAAGUCCUCCAAGGAGUAGACAAGAGAAGGCUGUGAAAGAGAAGAAGCCAGGAAGUUGCCAUCUUAGAAAAGGUGAUGUUAAGAACAGCAGCAUGAGAAGUAAUGGACUAGCACAAAAAAUGAAGGAAUUAGAGAUGCUGGAUAGGGGUGAUAUGGAGCAAGAACUGGAUAUAGAAGAGGCAAUUCAUUAUUACUCUCGCCUCAGUAGUCCUGUUUAUCUUGAAAUUGUGGACAAGUUUUUCAUGGACAUACACUCUGAAUUCUCUGUUCCAGAGCCUUCUGCUAGGAGUAUGAACAGCUCAAAGAGAAGAAUGGGGUCCAUGAGAUUGUUAUAGAUUUUCAAGUAAGUGAACUAUAUCCUUUAUCUAUAUUUCUUUUCCUUCUUUUUGCAAGAUUUGGUUUGAUUAUAUUUGCAUACUUAUAUUCCCUUAUUGCUUCUUCUGAGUAUAUGGCUUUUGUAUGGUUACUGAUUCAUUGCCUGGUCUCGUCCGUUUCUGUAUAAAUUUGCCAAUAAAAAUUUGAAAUUUAUUGCC